Messenger RNA from Bombus pascuorum, 2083 nucleotides. RefSeq lists its product as uncharacterized. The record is from RefSeq and is a predicted model, not a curated record. Bases 210 to 1304 code for a protein of 364 amino acids. The transcript has 5 exons. Gene Ontology annotation, biological process: rRNA processing. NCBI's taxonomy places the organism in Eukaryota, Metazoa, Arthropoda, Insecta, Hymenoptera, Apidae.
AGGCAAUAAUUUUGUAUCCCCUAAAGUAAAACAUAGCCAUAAAAUUAUGUUUAAAAAGUAGGUUAUAUUUAAAUAAUAAAGAUAUCAAUUUAUCUUUACUGAAUUAGUUAACAGUUAAAGGAUACACAAAUGAAAUACAUAACCUCAAAAUAUUCAUAAGAGCUUUUGUUCUAUAUUUAAAUUACUUAUGUGAAAUAAUAUGUAAAUCAAUGUUUUCAAUACAAUAUCGUAUUGUGUCACGAAAAAUACAUUUCUACAACAAAAUACAAAAUAUGGAAAUAUCAACAGUAAAACAAAUUUUUCGAUGCAUUUGUACUGACAGCACAAAAUAUAAUAUAGAGAAACAAGCAAAAUUUAUGAAUAAAAUUAUAAAAAAAAACAAAUCAAAAAGGGAGUCAAUUGAUGGUGACAUAAAUCCUUAUACAUGUGCAACUCCAACAAGUAAACUUUCUAUAUAUACAGUACGAAGGAUGAUUGUUCUAAAUAAUGUUUUUAUGAAGCAUAUUACAGAUUUAAUGUCAACUGGAGAUGUAGUUCCUGAGAUUCUAAAUAAGAAUAUAGAGAUUUCUCAUGUUAAAGUAACUGCAGAUUUUAAACUCAUCAAUGUAUUUUGGAUAGACAAUAAUACUGAGAAUACUGACGUAGAAGAACUUCUGCAAAAAUGUGCCUUUCAAUUGAGGCAUGAAUUGUCUCAACUCCGUGUUAUAGGGGUUGUACCUCCUAUUCAAUUUGUCAAAUGUAAAGGUACAAAUAUUUUGAGGGAAGUAGAACGAAAAUUGAAGAUUAUGGACUUUGGGGAAGAUCAUGUAUCUAGUCCAUAUCCAGAUGCUAUACAACAGACCAUUACUGCUUCUGGAACUACUGAUGUUAAUCAAAAUGUUGAGAAUGUUGAACAUGAUAACCUUAGUAUUACUUUACCAGUAAUGAGACAUGAUAUAUUUGGUUUAGAUCAUUUCCGAAUUAUGUCUCAGAUAAAAGCCUCAUUAAAUAAAUCAAACAAAUUUACGAUAAAACAAAUAGAAAACAUGCCAUCCUCGAAUUCAUAUUCUACAUCAGAUAUAAAAAAUAUCCCAAAUGUUGUAACUAAUAUGGAACAACAGAAUGAGUUUAAGCAAUUUUUAUGUAAAAAACGAAAAGAACAGAGAAAGAAAAUGAAGAAAUAUCAAGUAGAUAAAUCUAUUGAUGAUUCUGAAGAACAAAGUGAUGAUGAUGACCUUGGAAAUGAUUAUGAUGAUUUCACAGAAAACAAUUAUGAUGAUUUUGACAAUUAUGGUGAAAAUAUUGAUUAUUACAAAAAACAGUAAGGACAUGAUAAACAAUAGGGAAUUGAUAGCAUAUAAAUAGAUAUUGCAUACUAUAUGAUGCUGCAAGGAAACCACCCAUUGAAUGACCUAACAGCACAAAUUUCUCUAACUGCAUCUCCCUGCGCCAUUCCUCUAUGGAACGAACUAGUUGACUCUCAGCUACUUGUGCUUCAUUACUAAAAACAGGACGACUACUUCUACCAAAACCUGGAUAACAAGAAUUAAACGUUUUACAUAAAACAUCAAAUACACAAAAACAUAAUUACAUAAUACAUUAUAGAUCAACAAAUCAAUUUAAUAUUAAUUUGUGAUUAUAUGAUCUUAUAGGUAAAUACAGUGAUAUCAACUGUCACUGUUUGAAAAAUACGCAACAUCAUUUGUUUCAUAAAUUAUAUAUAAUUCCAAAGUUCAAUCUUAGUCAUUUAUGAAUCAUGCAUGAUAGCUACCGCAUUCAAGAACAAAAUAUAUCUCUGAACAGCUUACUUUGAAAAAUAAUUGGAUAAAAUUGAAGAUUUAUAUUUAUUACAUGUAAUAAGAUUUUUAAGAAAUCUAUAAUUUCCUUCUAUUUUUACCUAAUAUAUCAAUGGCAUACACUGGUCUCUGUGAAGCCAAAGCAUCAAGAUUUAAACACCAUAAUGCUACACCUGCCCCUAAACCAUGCAACAGAACAAUUGGUGUGUUUGGUGAUUCUUCAUUUAAGGAAAUGGUCCAUAUUUUAUCUGAUGUUCCUACAACUGGUCCAAUGUCCACAUACCAUCCUCGAUAUGCAGUUUUCAAAC